ACUAAGUCAGGUCCUGUACUGGUGGUAGAAGGAGAGGACAGCGCCAGGACCAACCCCUGCUGUUAUAACUGCUCUCUCAGGGGACAUUUUGGAUUUGACUGCUCAGUGAGGAGGAUGUUUGGGUGUUUCCCCCCAACUCUCCCUUCAUCAACCAAUAUGACUCUCGCCUUUCGAUCCACAACCGAGAUUACCGAGCUCAGCUCAGAGUUCAAGAGUUGAAGGAUGCAGGCCUGUUCCCGUGUCAGGUCUCACCAGACGGUGACGCCCGAGACGAUCCGCCGGGCAAACGCCAGAGAACCGACUCUAACCCGAGCUACAGGCCGUACCAGAACUACCCCCCUAAACCCUAC
Messenger RNA from Oncorhynchus tshawytscha (Chinook salmon), 350 nucleotides. Its product is annotated as zinc finger CCHC domain-containing protein 7-like. Gene Ontology annotation, molecular function: zinc ion binding; nucleic acid binding. Lineage: Eukaryota; Metazoa; Chordata; Actinopteri; Salmoniformes; Salmonidae. The record is from RefSeq and is a predicted model, not a curated record.